AUGAUAGUGGUACUCGGAGCACAUAACACCAGCAAAGAAKAGAAAAGUCAGCAAAAAAUCAAAGUGAAAAAGUACCACUUGCAUCCAAAAUACACUGGAGGGUAUGACUUUGAUGCAAUGUUACUUGAGCUGAAGAAUAAGUCCAAACUGAAUAAGUAUGUGAAGCCAAUGGGACUACCUGAGGAAGAUGAAAAACUCCCUGCUAAUACUAACUGUGCUGUCGCCGGCUGGGGCCAAACUGGACCAGAAAACUCAGCUUCAGACCUUCUGAGGGAGGUCACAGAGAAGCUGCAAUUUAGCUUCGAGUGCAAACAUAUUUGGAAAGAAUAUUUUAAUUUUCAACAUAUGGUUUGUACAAAGUUUGACAGAAAGAAUGGAGCAGUAUGCCAGGGGGAUUCCGGUGGGCCGCUUCUCUGCAACGCCAAACUUCAAGGCAUAACUGCUUUUACAGGAGAUAAAGGCUGUGAUAAUCCAAAAUAUCCCCAUGUCUUCACUAAAGUUCAUGUUUUUUCUUCCUUGGAUUAAAAAAGUGAUUGGAAAAAAGACUGUAACUUAGAAAAUGUCUAAAUGGCAGUGUCUACAAUAAAAAAAUUGAUUUCA
Messenger RNA from Austrofundulus limnaeus, 600 nucleotides. RefSeq names its product mast cell protease 4. Gene Ontology annotation, biological process: proteolysis. Gene Ontology annotation, molecular function: serine-type endopeptidase activity. NCBI's taxonomy places the organism in Eukaryota, Metazoa, Chordata, Actinopteri, Cyprinodontiformes, Rivulidae. The transcript is spliced from 3 exons. The coding region runs from base 1 to 525 and encodes 174 amino acids. The record is from RefSeq and is a predicted model, not a curated record.